Cuscuta europaea is the source of this 4029-nucleotide messenger RNA. The record is from the annotation of a GenBank genome assembly. NCBI's taxonomy places the organism in Eukaryota, Viridiplantae, Streptophyta, Magnoliopsida, Solanales, Convolvulaceae.
GCACAACCGCACAACCGCACAGCGAAGCAGUAAAGCAACUCCAAUUUCAUCUUUUUACCGCACGGAGUAUCCUAAAAUUCGCUGUUUCCCUGCACCGUAUUUGUUCCCGUCCCCGGCUAGGCCGAGAGGCCCGAGAUAUGUAUGCUCUUUGUAUCUGGUCAGCCACACACCAUGUGAAGUGGUGUCCUACAAUUGUCAUUGUAUUGUCCUCCUGAUUUUGUGCCAGGGUUUGGCAUGUCCCUGUUUCAUAGCUAUGCACUACAUCGAAAGUUGCAGGUUUAUGCUGUAUCCGGAUGUAUCAAGAAGGCUAUUGAGGCAUUGAAUUCUAUGAGGUGUGUCUCCUGGAAGCCUACUGUUCAUGAUUAUAAUUCAUUAAUUUAUUGCAACAUGAGGUCAAAAUUUGUAUCCAUAGAUGAAAUAGUAGAGGUAUAUUUGGGGAUGAAGAGAUUUGGGCCUUCCCCUAAUGCAAUUACAUUUAACACCAUGCUGAAUGGGCUGAUCUCAUUGGGGAGGUUGAGAGAUGCAAUUUGGAUAAGCAAGGAUAUGCGGGAAAUUGGCUUCUUACCAUCAUUUAGUAUGCUAUCCAAGUUGUUGAAGAGAUCAUUUAUUUUGGGCAGUUUGGGUGAUUCGUUCAGCAUUUUUGAGUUUAUGUUGAAUUUGGGAUGUAUUCCUACAGAACCAUGUUUGAUGAAAUUAUUUGUUGCUCUCUGCAAAGAUGACCCAAAUAUUCCUCCAACAGCUUUUGUUGUUCUCACUGUUCUUUUAAGCAACAAGGAUUGUUUCCAAGGAUCACGUGACUUUAACCCUAUAUUCUGGGCAUUAUGCAAGUCCAAUCAUAUUGAUUAUGCAUUAGCCUUUCUUUGCUAUUUGAAAAAGACGGGGUUUAGAUGUGAUGUUUACUCGUACACCGCAUUAGUUUAUGGGUUUUGUAGGAAGAAGUCAUGGAAGGAAGCAUUUGAGUGCUUAGAUGAGAUGGAAGCUGAAGGGCACAAGGCUAAUGUGAUAACAUAUACUAUUGUUAUAAAGUCUCUCUCUGAUGAUGGAAAACUUAAACAAUCAUUGGACCUAUUGAAGAUGAUGGAAGAAAUUAAGGGAUGUAGUCCAGACUUGGUUACAUAUAAUGUUGUUCUCCGAGCACUUUGCCAACACGAUAGGCGACACUUCAAGAUAGACGAGCUUGUCCAAAUUAUUGAUGGAAAAGGGUUCACGCCUGACCAAUAUACUUAUGCUGCUAUAGCAGUUGGUUUGUUGAAAAGGAGAAAAUCAAGUGCAGCCGAAAGGCUCAUUCGUCGAAUUAUUUCUUCAAGUUGCUGCUUUGUCGAUGUUGUGAUUUAUAAUAUAUACUUGAAUAUUUUGUGUACUGGUAACAGAACACAAGAAGCACUCUCUAUGGUGAAUAACAUGAUGGAAAUAGGCUUCAGUCCGACCAUUGUGUCCUACAACACGAUAUUGAAAGGAAUAUGCAAUGAGAAACAAAUUGAUGAAGCUAUAGAGAUUUUUUACCAGAUUGGUUGGCCCGCAGAUUUGAUUUCCUUCAAUACAUUGUUGGCUGCUGCAUGUGAACAAGGAGAUUCCACAAUAAUACAAAGGAUCUUAUACAGAAUGGAAUAUGAAGGGGUUGAACUCGAUGUAGUGAGUUCAACUUGUUUGAUUCUGUAUUUUUGCAAUGCUCAAGAGAUCACACCUUUUGUGAAAUUUUUAGAUGAUGCAAUUGGCGAAGGCUUUCAUUUUAGUAUAGGGACAUUUAAUGCUCUCAUGAGCUGCCUUUGCAAGAAGAGAUUAGUUGCAAAAGCAUACACUAUAUAUUCAUAUUUUAGAAGUAAGGGGAUUUCACCAGAUGUCACAACUUAUGAUAUUCUUCUUUGUGGUUUGAUAAAAGAAAGGGAUAAUUUUCUUGUAGAUCAGUUAUUAAGUGAUAUGUGCGAGCAGAAAUUAAAGCCUGAUGUUUUCACAAACGGGGUCAUGUAUAGAUUUUGUAAGGAAGGCAUGUCUCCUUUUGACCUUCAAUUGAGGUAUCAUAUGCAUGGAAAUGGGAUCAACCAGACUGUUUUGGCAGCAGAGGGGUGAUAGAUGUGGAAUUUGUAGCUACCGUUGAUUUGUUUCAUUAUUAAUGCAUGAGCAAACUUACUUUAGCUACGGAUAGGUCCAGUUGUGGCAGGUAUGGCGUAAAAGAACAGAAAAUGAGUUUUGGGACGUUUGACCUGGUGGCCCUACUACCUGGAUGUCCUUCAGUUUCCCAUGCUUAGUGCAUUGAAGGUCAAAGAAAUUCGAACGUCCUCGAUAUGGAAUUGGAGUAAAUGGAUAAUAAAUACAAGUGUUCACUUAUUUCAGGACCCUAGACCGUCUACUUAUGUGAUGUCUCUUCAUUGAGAUGGGAAGUAUAAAGAAAAAUGUCCCAAAAUUGUUUACAAGGACGAUAAAUUAUGCAUAAUGCUUGUGAAUGCCACACAGUAAAACAGCUCUGCAUAAGAUCCGAGCAGCCAUCCCUAGGCUCUCAACUGGUAUUAAUCCAUGUAGUGAACAUUCAGUUGGGAUUUUCAAUUCGAAGAUAUGACUUUGGAAAUUCUUAUGUUCAGCAAUUGAGAGUGUUGCCUUUUCUUGUAAGAAUCUCUAAGCUGUUCGGGGAAGACAAUGGAUGCGGUGUAUUCACACAUUUUACGAGGAGUUAUUGUGUGGCACCUCUGGAAAGCGUAGUGGGAUUCCUUAUGGAAUGAUACGGAGCAUGAGAAAUUGAUUAAACAAGUUAGUAAUUUCUUGCUAUCUUGGUGUUAUGCAAAUGAAAAUCUUGGAGGAUAUGAUAAAUUGAAGGAUUUAGGGCUAUUACCUAGCUCGUUUAAAAGAAGGCGACCUCAGCUCUUCGGGUGGGUGAGACCUCCGGCAUUUCGUUUGAAACUAAACUGGGCGGUGUUCAGGGAGAAUGGGCAGUCCUCAGCUGGCUUUCUUCUUCGGGACCACGACGGCGAAGCUGUAGCAGCGGAGGGAUUUCCGAUGAGCAGAUCGGCUAAGUUGGAAGAGGAAGCGCUAGAAAGGGCAAUUAAAUGGUCCGAGACUCUAGGCUCUCCUAAUGUAGAGAUUGAGGCUUCCUAUUCUAGAAUGAUGGAGGCUGGACACAAAUAUUUGGAUCAUUCUAGGCUUCUUUCAUUUUCGGUUAUUCCAGCCCAAGUUAACAUGCCGGCUGGAUUUGUGGCAAGGUUGAGCCUGUGAAAUACUUUUCAUUGGAGGAAGGGUGAAGAAAUGCCACAACAACUUAAGGGAGCUAUUAUUUUGGAUUCCUCAUCUAUACCUUAUGUAAUCUGAUUGUCCUUUAUGUUGUGGAUCCAGAAUCUCUGAUUUUACAUGACAUAUCACAUAUCAGCAAGACAGCAAUUCCGAUUCGUACUGUUGUAAUGUUUGGUUGGUGCACUUUUCCAUGCAUGUGAACAUUCGUAGUGGCUCCCUCAUCAACCAGAAGGAAAUUUUCAGUUCCUCACACACCCUUCUGUACUCCCCAAAGCACCCUAACACCGGAUCAUUCUGCCGGCAAACCGCCUCCCACACCAGUGACUCCACUGCCGGCUGCCGCUCUGCCUCGCUCACAUUCUUCACCAUCUUUGUCACGUUGCUCACCCCGAACACCUUGUGCACCGCCUGAAAUUCCAGGCUCUUCUCCGCCGGGAAGAACGGCGCCAGCACGCACUUCUCCGUGCACUUCUUACGUUGGUGCUUGCAUGAGGCACAUGCCGCUGAGGCGUCCUAUUAGCAUAGCUGAGAGCCGACUUACUAGCACAGUAGGAAGUCAUCCACAAGCAUGUCUGGGAGUGAUUCAUGAGCCUGGCAGAGAGCCGGCCUACCUGCCCAGCAAGGAUGGAGCUCAAGACGUCCGACCUACCUGCUAGAUAGACAGACAUGCAAAUACGGUAGAUAAUGUCAUAUUAAUUUCAUUAUUAAUACGCCAUUAUGAUUAAUGUUGGUUACAACUUUGUAAUGCCUAUAAAAACAGCUGAACUUCAAUAACAAGACAUGCUAUUUCUCUGACAUAUCACUUUCCAU